Gambusia affinis (western mosquitofish) is the source of this 2808-nucleotide messenger RNA. RefSeq names its product hyaluronan synthase 3 (gene has3). Bases 82 to 1758 code for a protein of 558 amino acids. Gene Ontology annotation, biological process: extracellular matrix assembly; hyaluronan biosynthetic process. Gene Ontology annotation, molecular function: hyaluronan synthase activity. The transcript has 5 exons. The record is from RefSeq and is a predicted model, not a curated record. NCBI's taxonomy places the organism in Eukaryota, Metazoa, Chordata, Actinopteri, Cyprinodontiformes, Poeciliidae.
GCGACGGCUGGACGUCCCGGCUGGACGGACGGAGAUCUGGGGGGGGAGACAAACACACACAGGGUCCACUGGAUCAGGAAGAUGCCCUCUCGCUGCAGGAAUGCGCUGAACAUCGUGGUCACCACCCUGUUUGCUGCGGUGGUUCUGUUCACCAUCCUACUGGCCUACGUCACAGGUUACCAGUUCAUUCACACCGAGCAGCACCACCUCUCCUUCGGCCUCUACGGCGCCUUCCUUUCCCUCCACCUCUUCCUCCAGAGCCUCUUCGCCUUCCUGGAGCACCGGCGGAUGCGGAGCCCGGCCCGGCCUCAGCACCUGCGCCGUUCCGUCGCCCUCUGCAUCGCUGCCUACCAGGAAGACGCGGACUAUCUGAGGAAAUGCCUGCGCAGCGUCCGGCGGAUCUCCUUCCCGGGCCUCAAGGUGGUGCUGGUGGUGGACGGGAACCGGCCCGAGGACCGAUACAUGAUGGACAUUUUCCAGGAGGUGAUGGGCGGAGCGGAGCAGGCCGGCAGCAUGGUGUGGAAGGGGAACUUUCACAGCGAUGGCGGGAAAGGAGGAGGCGUUGGAGGAGGGAGGAGAAGCGCGGUGCACAUGGAGGAAGCGUCCCGGGUGGCCCGGCUGGUUAAAGGCCGCCGCUACUCCUGCGUCAUGCAGGAGUGGGGCGGGAAACGGGAGGUGAUGUACACCGCCUUCAAAGCUCUGGGUGACAGCGUGGAUUAUGUUCAGGUGUGCGACUCGGACACUGUUCUGGACCCGGCUUGUACCAUAGAGAUGCUGAAGGUUCUUGAGGAAGACCCGAUGGUGGGGGGAGUCGGCGGGGACGUGCAGAUCCUCAACAAGUACGACUCGUGGAUCUCGUUCCUGAGCAGCGUGCGCUACUGGAUGGCCUUCAACAUCGAGCGAGCCUGCCAGUCCUACUUUGGUUGCGUCCAGUGCAUCAGCGGCCCCCUGGGGAUGUACAGGAACUCCUUGCUGCAGCGCUUCCUGGAGCCCUGGUACCACCAAACCUUCCUGGGCUCCAAGUGCAGCUUUGGAGACGACCGCCACCUCACCAACAGGGUGCUCAGCUUCGGCUACAAGACUAAAUACACGGCGCGGUCGCAGUGCCAGACGGAGACACCCACGCAGUAUCUGCGUUGGCUCAACCAACAAACACGAUGGAGCAAGUCUUACUUCCGUGAAUGGCUCUACAACGCCCUCUGGUUCCACAAGCACAGUCUGUGGAUGACCUACGAGUCGGUGGUCACCGGGUUCUUCCCCUUCUUCCUGGUCGCAACAGUGAUCCACCUGUUCUACCGCGGGCGGCUGUGGAACAUCCUGCUCUUCUUGCUGACGGUGCAGCUGGUUGGGAUGGUGAAGGCCACCUACGCCUGCUUCCUGCGAGGAAGUCUGGUCAUGAUCUUCAUGUCGCUCUACUCUCUGCUCUACAUGUCCAGCUUGCUUCCUGCCAAAAUGUUUGCCCUGCUCACCAUCAACAAGGCCGGAUGGGGAACGUCUGGCCGCAGGAAGAUAGUGGUCAACCUCAUUGGCGCUGUGCCGGUCACAGUUUGGGCGCUGGUGCUGCUGGGAGGCGUGGCGUAUACCGUCUACUGUGAAACCCAGGAGCCGUUCAGCGAAACGGAGAAGGCCUUGUUGAUAGCGGGGACGGUGCUGUACGCCUGCUACUGGCUCAUCCUGCUGGUGCUAUACUUAGCCAUCGUAGCUAAACGAUGCAACAAGAGGGAGGAGCAGUAUCACCUGCCGUACGCAGAGUCCUGAACCGCGGCGGCCGGAUGGUUCCCAGGUUUCACUGCAGUUUGACUCUACAAGGUGGAGCAAAGAGCUGCGAUCUUCAACACUGGUGCUACAAAGACGAGAAUCUGAAAUCUGAGAGAUGGAUGGUGCUUUCCACUGUUUAGAUUCAGGUCUUAAAGCUGCAGUGUGUGACUUUUAUAAAAAAAUAUAUAUAUGUUUUAAAACUGUCACUAUGUCUUGAGACAAAUAAUUUGUGAAAAGAUUGAUAUGAUUUAUCUCCUCCCUGAGGCCAAAAACAACCAAUCAGAGCCAGGAGGCGGGUCUUAGCGCCAUCAAUCAAUCAAUCAUAUACUGGCGCUAAAUGUGUUAAUGGCGGAAACACCUUAGAUGACAGGAAAUCCUUUUAUCCACCGUCAUCGGUGGCUAUGCUAACUAGAUUUAGCAUUCACAACAAGAUCUGCUGACAGGGAAAAGCUGCAGUAGGAAUCAAGCAGGGAAUGGAAAGGGAUGAGCAGCACUACACAAGAUUGUGAUUGACAGCGCUUAAACCCGCCUUCUGACUCUGAUUGGUUGUUUUCUUCAGACAGAUGAAAAGUAGUAGUAGUGGAAGAGAUCAAUCUUUUUACAGAUUAUCUGUCUCAUAACAAACUGUCAUGGCAUGCAACAUUUCUAACAAAUAUGUAAAAAACAUAUUUUUAUAAACAUUACGUCUGCAGCUUUACAGUGUUCAGACGGACAUGUAGGUACUGAGGAGACGUUAGUGGCAGACCUGUGAUUUUUUUUUAUUUGACAUUUUUUUACAAACCAGAAGUGAGAAAAUUAGAGGAGGAAACGUCAAAGUCCCUGAUGUGCCUGAGGCAAAAUUUAAAAUAUUUUAAAUCCAGUCCCAGUCCGGUUCUGUACAGAGGUGGGUAAUAACUAGUUACAUUUACUUGAGUAACUUUUUGGAAAACAAAUUACUUUUAGGACUAUUUUUACUAUGUUGUACUUUUAACCUUUACUUGAGUAACUUUAUAAUUAAGUGUCUCUACUCUGGAUUAAAAUUUCUGGAUACUGUGAAUAACUUCACUGAAU